This is a messenger RNA of Notothenia coriiceps (black rockcod), 2628 nucleotides long. RefSeq names its product RAB23, member RAS oncogene family (gene rab23). The transcript is spliced from 7 exons. The record is from RefSeq and is a predicted model, not a curated record. Gene Ontology annotation, molecular function: GTPase activity; GTP binding. Lineage: Eukaryota; Metazoa; Chordata; Actinopteri; Perciformes; Nototheniidae. Bases 521 to 1228 code for a protein of 235 amino acids.
CAAGAGGUAGUAGAAGAAGGAGACUUGACUCCGCUGCUUAGCAACAAACAUUAGCCAGCUAGCCUAGUAGCCUGUUGCUUGCCUUUAGCUACUCUCAUGCGCAACGUAGGUAGGCUUGCGGAUAGAUAGCAAUGCUUUUUCAUCCCGUUCAUGUCACUUAUUCAACUCAGUUGUCGAUGUUAAUUAAAGUUUAACUGUUGCUUUGAAGCGUAGAACAUUCGGUCUGUGUAGUCUUUAGCUAUAUAUCAUUGACGGGCGGAGGAGAAGGCUCUUUUCACUGGGAAAAGUGGCUAACAUUAGCUAGGAAGCCCUUAGCAGCGGAGUCACUAGCGUCUCCUAUUGCCACAGAGGGAGGCUGGAGAUAUGUGAUUGUGGUUCAGCCGGCUGAUGAGCUCAUCUAAUGUUUGCAGACACUGGAUGAGUUGAAACGUGAUUUUACAGGCGGUAUAUGUGUUGGUGUCACAUCACUAAAUCUACCCAGGCAGAGUGGAACUGAGUGAGCCGGCCAGACAUCGCCACCAUGUUGGAGGAGGACAUGGAAGUGGCCAUCAAGGUGGUGGUGGUCGGCAACGGAGCUGUCGGCAAGUCCAGCAUGAUCCAACGCUACUGCAAAGGCAUCUUCACUAAGGACUACAAAAAGACCAUCGGGGUGGACUUCCUGGAAAGGCAGAUACUUGUGAAUGACGAAGAGGUCAGACUUAUGCUGUGGGACACGGCCGGGCAGGAAGAGUUUGACGCCAUUACUAAGGCCUACUACAGAGGUGCCCAAGCAUGUGUGCUGGUGUUCUCGACCACAGACAGAGAGUCGUUUCAGGCUAUCGACAGCUGGAGGGAGAAGGUGGAAGCCGAGGUGGGAGAUAUCCCCACAGUCCUAGUGCAGAACAAAAUAGACCUCCUGGAAGACACCGUUGUAAAAAACGAGGAGGCAGAAGGUUUGGCUAAAAGGCUCAAGCUGAGAUUCUAUCGAGCUUCAGUAAAAGAGGACCUUAAUGUCAACGAGGUUUUUAAGUACUUAGCUGAUAAGUACCUUCAGCGGCUCAAACAGCAAACGGCAGAGGAGACAGAGGUGCUCCAUACAACCAGCAAUAAAAUAGGUGUUUUUAAUACCACGAGUAGUAAUGUCUGCAACCAGAGCUCCAGCAACGGCAGAGAAGUCAUCUCCUUACGACCUAACAAACAAAGGACCAAGAAGAGUAAAAAUCCUUUUGGAAGCUGCAGCCUAAUUUAGAUAAAACAUAUUUGAGUUUUAGUUACUGACUAUUGUUUCUAAGACUAAAUUGGUCAUUGUUGUAUUCUGUGGAGGUAGCCACAUUUAGAGACCAAAGCCCAAACAGACUGGGAAAUACUCCUCUAUACUACUUUAAUAACCUGAUGAUUCUUCUGUACCCUAAGUUGUUCCCCUACAUUGAUGGUUACAUUUCCUUUGAUUCCGCCUUGGAUCUCCACCAAUGACCUGCGCACAAAAUAUUUUCCUUGUGGUUGCCUUAAGUAACAGCAACAGCUGCAGCUACACUACAGUACUGUAUGUAGUUUAUACAUCACAUGACAUACAAUCCUCUCGUCAAAACAGCAAACGUUGCACUCUGUGAAAACUCUGUAUGACUUUUAAACUCACCCAUCCCGUGUUUGACAUAUAGUCUGUUUGCAUGUAUUGUAAAAGAUUCACAGAUCAUUUUAAACCAUAUUUUUGGUUUAAACUAUUCUGUUUAUUGUGGACAAAACACGAUCCAGUUAUUCUCUGUGCAGAAGUAUUUUUGUACGAAUCACUAGUGUUGAGUGAUAUUUUCACUGAAGUGUUGACAUAGUGCCAAAUUCCCUCUUUCCGAGCUGUAGAUAAAUAUGAACACUGCAGUGACAUGGAUGUAUCAUACAAUAAUAGAAUGUGCUUUUACGUAUAACCAAAUAUGAAACACUAACUGGUCUUAUCUAUGUCUGCUUACAGCUUGUUUGAGGGUUUGUUAAUCAACACUUUCACAGAUGUAAAACGCGAGUCGCAGUUAUAGCGAUGCGUUUUUGAUUGCAGUUGUUUACAUAUUUAAUUGGGCUUUUUCUUUAACUUUGGUACAGCUUUGAAUUACACGUGGUAAGUCGCAGACUAAAAACUAUUAUUUAGACGACACAGCUCUAUUUUUAUUAUUUCAAACACUAUAUUUUUAACAUUUCAAUCACUAAGCAUGGUUUAAUUUCUUGUUUUUGAUUCAAUGGUUUGGCUUCUGCAGUAUGUAAUCAAUUUAUUUUGUAAAUGUCGAUAUCAGUAGUGUCGGUACGAAAAGCCGAUCUUCAGGAUGGGAUCUUUUGCUUGGGUGUGCUUGAAUAUGCAAGAAAAUUCCGUUUUUUCUCAAUACACAAGGGUACUUAAAAGAUCUCUAAACUAAUUCCCAGACCUCAAAACAGCUAGCUGAGAACUCUAUGAUACUGCCUUGUCUGCAUCAGGUUUUCCUAAAGCUCAUUAUCUGAAAGACGUCAGCUUCCUAAGCACAAAAAGAAUGUGGUGAUGUGGAAAAGGCCACUAACAGACAAUUUGAACAUUUGCAUAUGAAUUAUUUGAAUGUUUUACAUGCAAUUGGACAACUGGGAGUAAACAUGCUCGAUUUACAGAUCUCUGAUUAUUGCUAUAAGCUUUUCCCA